ACUACGGAAGCACAGCGUUACAGUUUCCAGCUGAUGGCAAACUGAUUGUUGUUCUGCGCGUUUGAACUGGAUUAACAUUCGGACAUAAUGCAACUUUUAUUUUCAAGAAGUGAUCAGCUAAAAUACUGAAAUGAAGUGUCUCUUGGUGGCCAACGAGAGUGCAGAGGUUCUGUUCUACUGGACUGACACCGAGUUCGAGCGGCGCAUUCAGGGGCAAUAUGGAGUCUCCCAGGAGGAAGGACAAAGACUGCCUGCAUUUGAAGACAGCAUCAACACUCUCUUCGCGCCCAUCAUCAUCUCAUGCAGCACGAUGGUGGAUAGACUCGGGGACAAUUACACAUCCUUCAGGACAGAAGACAAUCAUGCCUAUGUUUUGCAUCAGUUUGAGGAGUGUCUGUACAUCGCUGUGAAUGGAGAUGCAGAUGAGUCAGAGGAGGAUUUGAAGAGAAAGAUCCAUGUGAUGAAGAAACUCACUGAAAUCCUGUUUGGGAUGGUGACGCUCAACGGUGCCCUCUUGAGGAAAGAAUUGCGCCCACAAGACACCGAGCAAAGAAACCGGUUGUGGAAGAAACUACGCAGCCUCCUGGAAACAUACAGUCGCUUACGAGAGCAGGACCAGAGCUUUUUAGUUGAGGCGGUGGAGAGGUUGAUCCACCCCACCCUGUGUGAGCAGUGUAUCGAGUUUCUAGAGCGUCGACUGGUACAGCAGAUUAACAGCAGUGUGGAGAGAGCAGGAGAGGAAGUGCUGCAUGCUUUCAUACUGGUGCACACCAAACUACUUGCCUUCUACUCCAGUCGUAAUGCAAGCAGUCUGACCAUGUCUGAUCUACUGGCCCUGAUCAUCCUGGUGCAGGAUCUCCAUCCCAGCAAAAUCGACCUAGAUGACAUGACUCAUGAGGAGUUAGAGAACAGUUCAGCUCCUGAUGUAUUCUACACACCAGAGCCCUCUCCUCCUGACCGGGAAUCAGUCCAACCAAGUGACAGCCCUCCCGUCAUCCAGUUUGUAGAUCCUGAUAUUCAGAUGGCAGAGGACAGUCUGCAAACUCUUGAAGUUCCAACCCCUGACCCUUUGGCCCCAUCCAGAGUUUUCCUGGAAGCCACACAUAAAGAUGGCUUCUUUCCAAUGAUGCCUCACUCCAUGUACUGCCUGCCUCUCUGGCCUGGAAUCACACUAGUGCUACUCACCAAGAUCCCCAACAGUCAAGUGGCAAUGUAUGUUUACUGCUGUCUGGAGGCAUUUGUGAAUCUGGAGAACAGGUUACGUGAGGGGAAGGAGGGAACCGCAGCCAUGCGGGGUCAGUCCUCUGUCCAUGACAUCCGGGUCAAACUGGACAAGUUCAUCAAAAACUUGGUCAGCAUGGACAUUCAGACUUCCCAACUUCAAAAUGUGUGGACAGACUUUAAGAACAAAGCCUUUACCAGAUCUGGAUCUGGAGUCACAAGGGAGUUGCUGCCCUCCUGUCAUAACAUGAAGACUCAGUUGUGUGUUGUGUACAGACAGUGUUUUGCCGCUCAGUGCAUGAGGAGCAGUCAGCGGUUGGCUCCUCAUCUGCAAGAACGAGCUCUAAACAUGGUCCAAGAGAAGUUGAUAGACUGGAAGGAUUUUCUGCUAGUGAAAAGCAAAAGAAACAUCACAAUGGUGUCAUACCUGGAGGAGUUUCCUGGUCUUAUCCACUUUAUUUACGUGGAUCGUUCAGAUGGUCAUAUGAUCGCACCCUCUCUAAACGUGACUGAUCAUACUGUCUCUGAGCUCGGAAAGGGGCCUCUUGCACACUUCAUAAAAAACAAGAUUUGGGGUUUUGUGGCAACAGCUCGCCGGUACCUGCACAAGGGUUACACCACUGUCACACUCAGAGAUGGAGAUUAUUUCUACUGUUACUUCCUGUGGUUUGAAAAUGAAACGGGAUACAAACUGGAAGUGGUAGACAUACCCAGCCUCCCAGAGGACUAUGCUCCAAUAGGAAUGCUCGCCUCUGAUUAUUAUAAGAAACUGCGCCGAUAUUACAGCAAAAAUCAUCAGAAUGAGGUGGUGAAAUGUUAUGAACUGCUGACAGUGCAUUUGGGUGUGAUCCCCAAUGAAUAUAUCCUUCAGCACUGCAGUCAGCUGGCCCGCAAGCUCUGGGAGCCCUCCCGUAUCCCUCUCCUGUGAACCACACUCAGAGGUCCUCAGAGGAAUUCUGCCUUGUUCACUUUAUUCCAUAGGUGAUCUGUUAUCUAGAGACUGAGUUUCCUGAACUUUAAGCACAAGCGCUUCUGAUUUCAAUUAUUUGCAGAAAAUAACAUUGUGCUUAGAAACCAAACAUUGUGUUUUUUGUGCUUCCCAUUUGAUUCUUAUGGAAAAUCUUCAGGUGCUCGUCAGGCAAAAAAUCAGGACCAACUAUUGUAGGAAAACACUCUUUUUGAGAUGUCAUUACCAUGAUUUCAUCCGAUUUCUGGCUCAGUAUGUGGCGUAUUUAAAGCUGCAGUGUAUUGACUUGACUGCCAUUUCUUGAAAGAAACAUGAUUUAUACUUUAUUUUUAAAAUGAUGUACAAGGCAGUUGAUGAAAAAUUACAGUCUUUUAUAAUUGUUAAUUUCUCUGUUUUUACAACAGUUUAAUAUAUAUAUAUAUAUAUAUAUAUAUAUAUAUAUAUAUAUUUUUUUUUUUUUUGCAAUUGUGCAGAACAUAUAUUGUUGUCUUCAUUGUUUUGGAGAUACAGAUAAAAUACAAUUAUAAUUGACUGAUGAAAUUAUGUCCAAUGUACUGCAACUGCAGAUGAUUUUCUUUCAGAAUUAUUUUAAUAAAUUGUUUAACAGAAA
Messenger RNA from Myxocyprinus asiaticus (Chinese sucker), 2798 nucleotides. Its product is annotated as BLOC-3 complex member HPS1-like. The record is from RefSeq and is a predicted model, not a curated record. Gene Ontology annotation, biological process: vesicle-mediated transport; melanosome assembly. Gene Ontology annotation, molecular function: guanyl-nucleotide exchange factor activity. The coding region runs from base 131 to 2149 and encodes 672 amino acids. Gene Ontology annotation, cellular component: BLOC-3 complex. Lineage: Eukaryota; Metazoa; Chordata; Actinopteri; Cypriniformes; Catostomidae. The transcript is spliced from 18 exons.